CUUCCAAGAGCACAAAGAAGGGAACAGAACCGGAUUCUACCAUGUUCAAAAAGGGCCGUCAAGCAGACCCUGAAAGCAGCACAGAGAGCUCGAGUUCAGAAGAGGAAGAAACAACACCUGUUAAAGGUACAGCCUUUAUCUCCAACCAUCUAACUAACUGUAGUGUCAGACAUACAGUAUAGGAGACUAAAUCCAAAGUAAACAACAACCAUUAAUUUAGUACAUUGCUCCACAACAAUCUUAUGUGCUUUAACUCUGAGGAUCAUGUAUGUCAUGUUGUCACUUGAAUUUUCCCACAUUUUGUUACGUUACAGCCUUAUUCUAAAAUUGAUUAAAUUGUUUUUUUCCCUCAUCAAUCUACACACAAUACCCUAUAAUGACAAAGCAAAAACAGGUUUUUAGAAAUGUUUGCAAAUGUAUUACAAAUAAAAAAAAGUAUCACAUUUACAUAAGCAUUCAGACCCUUUACUCAGUACUUUGUUGAAGCACCUUUGGCACCGAUUACAGACUUGAGUCUUCUUAGGUAUGACGCUACAAGAUUGGCACACCUGUAUUUGGGGAGUUUCUCCCAUUCUUCUCUUCAGAUGCUCUCAAGAUCGGUCAGGUUGGAUGGGGAGCGUCGAUGCACAGCAAUUUUCAGGUCUCUCCAGAGAUGUUCAAUCGGGUUCAAGUCCGGACUCUGGCUGGGUAACUCAAGGACAUUCAGAGACUUGUCCCGAAGCCACUCCUGCGUUGUCUUGGCUGUGUGCUUAGGGUCGUUGUCCUGUUGGAAGGUGAACCGUCGGCCCAGUCUGCAGUCCUGAGCACUCUGGAGCAGGUUUUCAUCAAGGAUUUCCAUGUACUUUGCUCCGUUCAUCUUUCCCUCGAUCCUAAUAAUAAUAUGCCAUUUAGCAGACGCUUUUAUCCAAAGCGACUUACAGUCAUGUGCGCAUACAUUUUUACGUAUGGGUGGUCCCGGGGAUCGAACCCACUACCCUGGCGUUACAACUGCCAUGCUCUACCAAUUGAGCUACAGAGGACCACAAUCCGGACUAGUCUCCCAGUCCCUGCCGCUGAAAAAUAUCCCCACACCAUGAUGCUGCCACCACCAUGCUUCACCGUAGGGAUGGUGCCAGGUUUCCUCCAGAUGUGACGCUUGGCAUUCAGGCCAAUGAGUUCAAUGUUGGUUUGAUCAGACCAGAGAAUCUUGUUUCUCAUGGUCAGAGUCCUUUAGGUGCCUUUUGGCAAACUUCAAGCGGGCUGUCAUGUGCCUUUUACUAAGGAGUGGCUUCCAUCUGGCCACUACCAUAAAGGCCUGAUUGGUGGAGUGCUGCAGAGAUGAUUGUCCUUCUGGAAGGUUGUCCCAUAUCCACAGAGGAACUCUGGAGCUCUGUCGGAGUGACCAUCGGGUCCUUGGUCACCUCCCUGACCAAGGCCCUUCUCCCCCGAUUGCUCAGUUUGGCCGGGCGGCCAGCUCUAAGAAGAGGGUUCCAAACUUCUUCCAUUUAAGAAUGAUGGAGGCCACUGUGUUCUUGGGGACCUUCAAUGCUGCAGAAAUGUUUUGAUACCCUUCCCAUCUGUGCCUCAACACAAUCCUGUCUCGGAGCUCUACGGACAAUUCCUUCGACCUCAUGGCUUGGUUUUUGCUCUGACAUGCACUGUCAACUGUGAGACCUUAUAUAAACAGGUGUGUGCCUUUCCAAAUCAUGUCAAAUCAAUUGAAUUUACCACAGGUGGACUCCAAUCAAGUUGUAGAAACAUCUCAAGGAUGGAAACAGGAUGCACCUGAGCUCAAUUUCCAGUCUCAUAGCAAAGGGUCUGAAUACUUACGUAAAUAAGCUAUUUCUGUUUUUAAUUUUUAAUACAUUUGCAAACAUUUCUAAAAACCUGUUUUCAUUUGUCAUUAUGGGGUAUUGUGUGUAGUUGCUGAGGAUUUUUAUUUAUUUAAUCCAUUUUAGAAUAAGGCUGUAACGUAACAAAAUGUGGAAAAAGUCAAGGGGUCUGAAUACAUUUUCCGAAUGCACUGUAUGUAUGCCUACAUAGCAUUCACACUGAUAUAGGGGCUAGGACUACUGUAAAUUACAUUAUGGCUGAUGAUGGACAUGCUAAACAUUGUCAAUAAGCAAGAAUACAUUUAUUAUUGAUAAAACCUUAAAAGAGAGAAUAAUUCUAAAUCAAAUUCUAAACAAAACAACUUGUUUUAAAUAUGCUGUCUAAAUACACUUACAGGCACCAUAAUUGCUUCCCGUGGGCAUAUAACAUUAAAACAACGCAGACUAUGGAGGGUUUUAAGCACAUCCAAACUUUUCACAAUAGCUGUACAGUCGUGGUCAAAAGUUUUGAGAAUGACACAAGUAUUGGUCUUCACAAAGUUUGCUGCUUCAGUGUUUUUAGAUAUUUUUGUCAGAUGUUACUAUGGUAUACUGAAGUAUAAUUCCAAGCAUUCCAUAAGUGUCAAAGGCUUUUAUUGACAAUUACAUUAAGUUUAUGCAAAGAGUCAAUAUUUGCAGUGUUGACCCUUCUUUUUCAAGACCUCUGCAAUCCGCCCUGGCAUGCUAUCAAUUAACUUCUGGGCCACAUCCUGACUGAUGGCAGCCCAUUCUUGCAUAAUCAAUGCUUGGAGUUUGUCAGAAUUUGUGGGGUUUUGUUUGUCCACCCGCCUCUUGAGGCUUGACCACAAGUUCUCAAUGGGAUUAAGGUCUGGGGAGUUUCCUGGCCAUGGACCCAAAAUGUCGAUGUUUUGUUCCCCGAGCCACUUAGUUAUCACUUUUGCCUUAUGGCAAGGUGCUCCAUCAUGCUGGAAAAGGCAUUGGUCAUCACCAAACUGUUCUUGGAUGGUUGGGAGAAGUUGCUCUCAGAGGAUGUGUUGGUACCAUUCUUUAUUCAUGGCUGUGUUCUUAGGCAAAAUUGUGAGUGAGCCCACUCCCUUUGCUGAGAAGCAACCCCACACAUGAAUGGUCUCAGGAUGCUUUACUGUUGGCAUGACACAGGCUGAUGGUAGCGCGCACCUUGUCUUCUCCGGACAAGCUUUUUUCAGGAUGCCCCAAACAAUCGGAAAGGGGAUUCAUCAGAGAAAAUGAAGCCCUCCUGUAGCUCAGUUGGAAGAGCAUGGCACUUGCAACGCCAGGGUUGUGGGUUUGAUUACCACGGGGAGCCAGUAUGAAAAAUGUAUGCACUCCUUAACUGUAAGUCGCUCUGGAUAAGAGCGUCUGCUAAAUGACUAAAAAUGUAAAAUGUAAAAUGACUUUACCCCAGUCCUCAGCAGUCCAAUCCCUGUACCUUUUGCAGAAUAUCAGUCUGUCCCUGAUGUUUUUCCUGGAGAGAAGUGGCUUCCUCGCUGCCCUUCUUGACACCAGGCCAUCUUCCAAAAGUCUUUGCCUCACUGUGCGUGCAGAUGCACUCACACCUGCCUGCUGCCAUUCCUGAGCAAGCUCUGCACUGGUGGUGCCCCGAUCCCGCAGCUGAAUCAACUUUACAUUUACGUCAUUUAGCAGACGCUCUUAUCCAGAGCGACUUACAGUUUUUUUAUAGUUUUUUUAUACUGGCCCCCCAUGGGAAUCGAACCCACAACCCUGGCGUUGCAAACACCAUGCUCUAUCAACUGAGCUACAUCCCUGCCGGCCAUUCCCUCCCCUACCCUGGACAACGCUGGGCCAAAUUGUGCGCCGCCCAUGAGUCUCCCGGUCGCAGCCGGCUGCGACAGAGCCUGGAUUCGAACCAGGAUCUCUAGUGACACAGUUAGCACUGCAAUGCAGUGCCUUAGACCACUGCGCCACUCAGGAGCUCACUUUAGGAGACGGUCCUGGUCCUCACUUUAGGAGACGGUCCUGGCACUUGCUGGACUUUCUUGGGCGCCCUAAAGCCUUCUUCACAACAAUUGAACCUCUCUCCUUGAAGUUCUUGAUGAUCCGAUAAAUGGUUGAUUUAGGUGCAAUCUUACUAGCAGCAAUAUCCUCGUCAACACUCUCGCCUGUGUUAACGAGAGAAUCACUGACAUGAUGUCAGCUGGUCCUUUUGUGGUAGGGCUGAAAUGCAGUGGAAAAGUUUUUUUUUAAAUUAAGUUCGUUUUCAUGGCAAAGAGGGACUUUGCAAUUAAUUGCAAUUCAUCUGAUCACUCUUCAUGACAUUCUGGAGUAUAUGCAAAUUGCCAUCAUCAAAACUGAGGCAGCAGACUUUCUGAAAAUUAAUAUUUGUGUCAUUCUCAAAACUUUUGACCACGACUGUACAAAGAUCCAAUGUAAAGAGAAAGGGAGAAAGGCCUAUUUGGGAGCAGUAUAACGGUGAGUGGACAAUGUUUUAUGAACAUAAUCGGAACCAUCUUACAGAUCAGAUCGCAUUCACACAUCUCCAGAAGUUGCAUUGCAUGCACGCACGCCACAGACAUUGUCGCCAUAAAAACAGGAAGGUGAAUAAUUCUAAUAAAUGUGGUUUUAAUCAAAUUGAACGAAAAACAAGCAAUCUGUUUGUUUUUUUCAACAAUAAAUAAAUGUAAGAUGUAGUGAAAUUAUAACAUCAGCAGGAUAAAAAAGACAAUAACUUUUAAAUACAAGGUUCACCGGUAUUCACCGAGGUUCUCAUCUCUCGUUUCAUGGUGGGCAUGGACACGUAGCCUGCAUCACGGAGAGGGUUUUACCUAUGUCCAAAACGGGACCUGCAUGGCUAAAAUAAUGUGGGCCUGCCUACAAUGCAUUGAUAAAAAGGGAAUGUCAGCUCACUGUUUUGCUCCUCUCAAACAUGAUCUUUUAAUAAAGCGUUAGUGAUUACGAUUUAUUUCCAAGUGGUCUCAGGGGCCAAGCCCUUUCUCAACAGUCUUGGCUACUUUGCGUUGGGCAGAAAAAAAAAAAAAAAAAGCCUUAAUUGAGAGGAGUGGGGGCUAUGCUUGGUUUUUAAUGAAAUAAAACGAAAUGGGGAAAAAACAUUUUUUUUUAUGUUUCUAAAUACAAAGUAUAGGCUACAGGCACCAAAAUCACAUUACUCUUGUUCCAUGGGCAUAUGGGCAGUGUGCGUUACUGCUGGAUAGGCUGCAUUUCCGCUGUCAAAAAAAUUCCCUGUCUUAGGUAAGUUAGGAUCACCACUUUAUUUUAAGAAUGUGAAAUGUCAGAAUAAUAGUAGAGAGAAUGAUUUAUUUCAGCUUUUAUUUCAUUCAUCACAUUCCCAAUGGGUCAGAAGUUUACAUACACUCAGUUAAUAUUUGGUAGCAUUGCCUUUAAAUUGUUUAACUUGGGUCAAACAUGUCGGGUAGCCUUCCACAAGCUUCCCACAAUAAGUUGGGUAAAUGUUGGCCCAUUCCUCCUGACAGAGCUGGUGUAACUGAGUCAGGUUUGUAGGCCUCCUUGCUCGCACACGCUUUUUCAGUUCUGCCCACACAUUUUCUAGAGGAUUGAGGUCAGGGCUUUGUGAUGGCCACUCCAAAACCUUGAAUUUGUUGUCCUUAAGCCAUUUUGCCACAACUUUGGAAGUAUGCUUGGGGUCAUUGUCCAUUUGGAAGGCCUAUUUGCGACCAAGCUUUAACUUCCUGACUGAUGUCUUGAAAUGUUGCUUCAAUAUAUCCACAUAAUUUUCCUUCCUCAUGAUGCCAUCUAUUUUGUGAAGUGCACCAGUCCCUCCUGCAGCAAAGCACAUGAUAGCAUGAUGCUGCCACCCCCGUGCUUCACGGUUGGGAUGGUGUUCUUCAGCUUGCAAGCCCCCCCUUUUUCCUCCAAACAUAAUGAUGGUCAUUAUGGCCAAACAGUUCUAUUUUUGUUUCAUCAGACCAGAGGACAUUUCUCCAAAAAGUACGAUCUGUGUCCCCAUGUGCAGUUGCAAACCGUAGUCUGGCUUUUUAUGGCGGUUUUGGAGCAGUGCCUUCUUCCUUGCUGAGCAGCCUUUCAGGUUAUGUCGAUAUAGGACUCGUUUUACUGUGGAUAUAGAUACUUUUGUACCUGUUUCCUCCAGCAUCUUCACAAGGUCCUUUGCUGUUGUUCUGGGAUUGAUUUGCACUUUUCGCACCAAAGUACGUUCAUCUCUAGGAGACAGAACGCGUCUCCUUCCUGAGUGGUAUGACAGCUGCGUGGUCCCAUGGUGUUUAUACUUGCGUUUUUAUACAAAAAAAUAAUAAUCUGAGGUAUUGGCUGAAUUCUUUUGAUUUUCCCAUGAUGUCAAGCAAAGAGGCACUGAGUUUGAAGGUAGGCCUUGAAAUACAUCCACAGGUACACCUCCAAUUGACUCAAAUGAUGUCAAUUAGCCUAUCAGAAGCUUCUAAAGCUAUGACAUCAUUUUCUGGAAUUUUCCAAGCUGUUUAAAGGCACAGUCAACUUAGUGUAUGUAAACUUCUGACCCACUGGAAUUGUGAUACAGUGAAUUAUAAGUGAAAUAAUCUGUCUGUAAACAAUUGUUGGAAAAAUGACUUGUGUCAUGCACAAAGUAGAUGUCCUAACCGACUUGCCAAAACUAUAGUUUGUUAACAAGAAAUGUGUGGAGUGGUUGAAAAACGAGUUUUAAUGACUCCAACCUAAGUGUAUGUAAACUUCCGACUUCAACUGUAUGUGUCAUGUGAAAAAGUAAAUACACCCCCUGGAAAGUUGCUUUUUUUUUACAUAUUUGGACAGAUAGAUAUGUAAUCUUCACUUCAACACUAUUGACAGAUAAAGGUAACCUAAUUUAACAAAUGACACUGAAAGAUUAUACUUUGCAAUAAUUUAUUCAUCAAAAGUCAACAGAAGUGCAAUUCUAUAGUGUGGAGAAAAUAAGUAGACCCCUAGCUUCAAUAGCUUGUGUUGCCCCCUUUGGCUGAAAUAACUUAAUGUAGACGUUUCUUGUAACUGUCUAUCAGUCUCUUACAUUGACUGGGAGGAAUUUUUGCCCACUCUUCUUUACAGUACUGCUUCAAAUGUGUCAUGUUCGAGGGCUUUCUUGUAUGCAAGGCCCACUUCAAGUCCCCCCACAGCAUUUCGAUAGGAUUGAGAUCUGGGCUUUGACUCAGCCAUUCCAUAACCCUCCAUUUACAAUUUUUGAGCCAUUCUGUUGUAGCUUAGCAUUUGUGUUUUUGAUCAUUGUCCUGUUGUAAGACCCAUGUUCGGUUCAGCUUCAGCUUUUUGACAGAUGGCCUCACAUUCUCCUCAAGAAUUCUCUGGUACAAUAUAGCAUUCAUGGUUGACUAUAUGAUGGCAAGUUGGCCAGGCCCUGAGGCAGCAAAGCAGCCCCAAACCAUAAUGCCACCGCCUCCAUGCUUUACAGUUGGUAUGAGGUUCUUCUGUUCAAAGGCAGUGUUUCGUUUUCGACAAACAUGGCGUCUGGCAUUGCGGCCAAACAACUCCACCUUUGACUCAUCUGUCCAGAGCACAUUGUUCCAGUAGUUUUGGUCUUUACCCAGGUGUUGUCUGGCAAACGUCAGUCGUGUCUUGAUAUUCUUUUUUGAGAGCAGAGGCUUCUUCCUUCCUGACCUCCCAUGUAGGCCUAGUUUGUGCAGUCUCUUUCUGACAGUUGACUCAUGCACUUUGACAUUGAUUGUGGCAAGAGAGGCCUGUAGAUCCCUUGAUGUUACCCUGGGGUUCUUAGAGACUUCAAUGAACAUCCUUCGGUCAGCUCUUGGGCUGAAUUUGGUGGGACGACCUGUCCUAGGUAGAUUGCCAGGGGUCUGGAAUUUUCUCAAUUUGUAGAUGAACCGUCGGACAGUGGAAUGAUGUACUUCGAAUUGCUUGGAAAUGGAUUUGUAACCCCUCCCAGACUCAUGGCCAUCAAUAAUCUUUCUUCUGACGGCCUCGGGUAGGUCUUUCAAUCUUGGCAUGAUGUGUUACCACACACCCAUAUAGUUAAGACCAAACCAGACCAAGUUUCUAAUCUUUAUGGAAGGCUGGACCCUACUAAGUUUCUCUCCUAAUGAUUUUCUAAUCAUUUGCACUUGUUUUGGUGCACCUGAUUCUAAUUUUAGCCAUUUUAUGUGAUGGUAAAGGUAGGGGUGUACUAACUAUUUCCGCAUAAGGAAAAGGCAUUUUUGUUUAUUUUAAAUGCAUAACAUUUUCAAAGUAAAAAAUUGUUUGUGUGAUUUGUUAAAUUUGGUUACCUUUAUCAAUUAAUGUGGUGGGAAUUUAGUUCAAAUAUCCAUGUGUCCAAAUAUGUAAAAAUAAAAGACCACUUUCCAGGGGGUGUACUUACUUUUUCACAUGACUGUGUGUGUGUGUGUGUAUGUGUGCGUGUGUGUAUAUAUAUAUAUAUAAUAUAUCGGCCUUGACUAGAAUACAGUAUAUACAUAUGAAGUGGGUAAAACAGCAUGUAAACAUGUUUAAAGUGACCAGUGUUCCAUUUCUAUGUACAUUGGCCUCUAAGGUGCAGGGAUGAGUAACCAGGUGGUAGCUGGCUAGUGACAGUGACUAAAGUUCAGGGAAGGGUACUGGAUGGAGGCCAGCUAGUGGUGACUAUUUAACAGUCUGAUGGCCUUGAGAUAGAAGCUGUUUUUCAGUGUCUCUGUCCUAGCUUUGAUGAACCUGUACUGCCUUCUCCUGGAUGGUAGCGGGGUUAACAGGCCAUGUCUUGGGUGGCUGAGGUCUUGAUGAUCUUCUUGGCCUUCCUGUGACACUGGGUGCUGUAGAUGUCCUGGAGGGCAGGCAGUGUGCUCCCAGUGAUGUGUUGGGCUGACCGUACCACCAUCUGGAGAGCCCUGCAGUUGCAGACGGUGCAGUUGCCGUACCAGGCGGUGAUACAGCCCGACAGGAUGCUCUCAAUGGUGCAUGUGUAAAGGUUUGUGAGGGUCUUAGGGGCCAAGACAAAUUUCUUCAGCCUCCUGAGGUUGAAUAGAUGCUGUUGCGCCUUCUUCACCACACAGUCUGUGUGGGUGGACCAUUUCAGUUUGUCAGUGAUGUGUAUGCCGAGGAACUGAUAUAUACGAGCUGAUAUAAGAGAGGUAAAUUACCAAUCCAACAGUUUGAAAAUAGCAGAGCGCUGGCUUUAACGGGUUGAUAUUGCCAAGAACGUGCUUUUGACACUAGCGCCGUCUUUAAAAAGUCAGUUCCAAUACCAUAUUUACAUGUGCAGGGAUACUGGAGUGAUGGAGGUAGAUAUGUAUAGGAUUAAGGUGACUAGGCAACAGGAUGUAAGAUAAACAGAGUAGCAGCAGCUUGCAUGUGAGUGGGUGUGCAGGUGUGUAGAGUCAGUAUGAACGUAUGUGCAUGUUAUGUGUGAGUGAGAAAAUGAUGGAGUGAGUGUUUGUGUGAGUGUUGGAGUGACAGUGUGUGCGAGUGUGUAGGGCCCUGUGAGUGGUCAUUGAGACAGUGCAAAUACUGAAAUAAAAGGUCAAUAAAGAUACAAGGUGAACUCGGUCCGUGUAGCUAUUUUGUUAGCUAUUUAUCAGUCUUAAUGCUUGGGGAUAGAAGCUGUUCAAGAGCCUGUUGGUGUCAGACUUGAUGCACCGGUACCUCUUGCCGUGCGGCUUGCCGUGCGCCAGCAGAGAAAAUAGUCUAUGGCUUGGGUGGUUGGGUUCUUUGACGAUUUUCCAGGCCUUCUUUUCACACCGCCUGAUAUAGAGGUCCUGGAUGGCAGGGAGCUCGGCCCCUGUGAUGCACUGGGCUGUCCGCACAACCCUCUGUAGUGCCAUGCAAUCGAGGACGGUGCUAUUGCCAUACCAAGCAGUGAUGCAGCCAGUCAAUAUGCUCUCAAUGGUGCAGCUGUAUAACCUUUUCAGGAUUUGAGGGCCCAUGCCAAACUCUUUCAACCUCCUGAGGGGGAAGAGGCACUGUCGCACCUUCUUCACGACUGUGCGAGUCUGUUUGGGACAUUUUAAGUCUUUAGUGAUUUGGACACAGAGGAACUUGAAGCUGUCUACCUGCUCCACUGCCACACUGUGGAUGGGGGUGUGCUCGACCCCAUUUCCUGUAGUCCACGAUCAGCUCCUUGGUCUUGCUGACGUCGAGGGAGAGGUUGUUGCUCUGGCACCACACUGUCAGGUCACUGACCCCCUCCCUGUAGGCUGACUCAUCGUCGCUGGUGAUCAGGCAAACCACCAUCGUGUCGUCAGGGAACUUGAUAAUGCUGUUGGAGUCGUACGUGGCCACACAGUCAUGGGUGAACAAGGAGUACAGGAGGGGACUAAGCACACACCCCUGCGGGGCCCCUGUGCUCCCUGUAGGCUGACUCAUCGUCGCUGGUGAUCAGGCAAACCACCAUCGUGUCGUCAGGGAACUUGAUAAUGCUGUUGGAGUCGUACGUGGCCACACAGUCAUGGGUGAACAAGGAGUACAGGAGGGGACUAAGCACACACCCCUGCGGGGCCCCUGUGUUAAGGGUCAGUGUGGUGGACGUGAUGUUGCCUAACCUCACCACCUGGGGUCGGCCCGUCAGAAAGUCCAGGAUCCAGUUGCUGCAGUUGCAGAUACUGGUGUUGAACGCUGAGCUGUAGUCAAUGAACAGCAUUCUCUUAUAGGUAUUCCUCUUAUCUAGGUGGGGUGAGGGCAGUGUGGAGAGCAAUUGAGAUUGCAUCAUCUAUGGAUCUGUUGGGGCAGUAUGCAAAUUGCAGUGGGUCUGGGGUGGCUGGGAUGGUGGAGUUAAUAUGUUCCAUAACCAGCCUCUCAAAGCACUUCAUGAUUACAGAAGUGAGUGCUACAGGGCGGUAAUCAUUGUGGCAUGAAGUCUUAGAGUUCUUAGGAACAGGGAUGAUUGUGGUCAUCUUAAAACGUGGGGAUUACAGACUGGGACAAGGAUUGUUUGAAAAUUACCGUGAAUAUGCCUGCCAGCUGUUCUGCGCAUGCUCUGAGAACGCUCCCUGGAAAACCGUUGGGGCCCGCGGCCUUGCGGGUGUUGAUCUGAUUAAAGACCCUUCUCACAUCGGCCUCAGAGAGCGAGAUCACCCAGUCCUCUGGGUCGUUAAUGGCCCUCACACCCGGCUCGAUGUUGUUGUCAAAGCGUGCAUAAAAUGCAUUGAGUUUGUCUGGUAGAGAGGCAUCGUUGGACAGAUCACGGUUAGGUCUUCCUUUGUAAUCCGUAAUGAACUGUAGCCCUGCCACAUGUGGCGGAGCCUGUGUAAUAUGAUUCCACCUUAUUCCUAUAUUGUCCUUUUGCUCGUUUGAUGACUCUGCAGAGGUCAUAGCGGGCCUUCUUGUACUUAUUCCUGUCUUCAGCCGUAGCAUCAGGGUGGUCUGCAAUAGCUCUGUGUGCGGUAGCCCUUCUCUUUAGUUUAGCACCAACCUCAGUGUUAAUCCAGGGCUUUUGAUUGGGGAAGCAGCGAACCUUCACCGUGGGUACAACGUCGCCGAUGCAUUUUCUAAUGAGGAGGUGAUUAGCUCGUCGAUGUUCUCGGCGGAGUCUCGAAACAUAUUCCAAUCAGCGCAGCAAAGCAGUUCUGAAACAUACCCUCUGAUUCUGGUGACCAUUUCUCAACGGAGCGAAUCACGGGUACUUCCUGUUUUCAGCUUCUGCUUGUAAACAGGAAGCAAGAGUACGGAGUCAUCAUCUGAUUUGCCAAAUGGCGGACGAGGGAGGGCCUUGUAUGCUUUCUUGUGGGUAGAAUAGCAGUGGUCUAGGACUUUAUUGCCCCUAGUGGUGUUGGAGAAGUGUUGAUUGAAGUUGGGCAUCGCGUGUCUUAGUGACGCCGAAUUAAAAUCGCCGGCAACCAGAAAGGCAGCCUCUGGGUGUAGGGUUUCCUACUUGUUUAUAUCCUUGUACAGUCGUGGUCAAAAGUUUUGAGAAUGACACAUAUUUUCACAAAGUCUGCUGCCUCAGUUUUGAUGAUGGCAAUUUGCAUAUACUCCAGAAUGUCAUGAAGAGUGAUCAGAUGAAUUGCAAUUAAUUGCAAAGUCCCUCUUUGCCAUGAAAAUGAACUUAAUCCCCCAAAAACAUUUCCACUGCAUUUCAGCCCUGCCACAAAAGGACCAGCUGACAUCACGUCAGUAAUUCUCUCGUUAACACAGGCGAGAGUGUUGAUGAGGACAAGGCUGGAGAUCACUCUGUCAUGCUGAUUGAGUUAGAAUAACAGACUGGAAGCUUUAAAAGGUGGGUGCCACUUGAAAUCAUUGUUCUUCCUCUGUUAACCAUGGUUACCUGCAAGGAAACACAUGCCGUCAUCAUUGCUUUGCACAAAAAGGGCUUCACAGGCAAGGAUAUUGCUGCUAGUAAGAUUGCACCUAAAUCAACCAUUUAUCGGAUCAUCAAGAACUUCAAGGAGAGAGGUUCAAUUGUUGUGAAGAAGGCGUUAGGGCACCCAAGAAAGUCCAGCAAAUGCCAGGACCGUCUCCUAAAGUUGAUUCAGCUGCGGGAUCGGGGCACCACCAAUGCAAAGCUUGCUCAGGAAUGGCAGCAGGGAGGUGCGAUUGCAUCUGCACGCACAGUGAGGCGAAGACUUUUGGAGGAUGGCCUGGUGUCAAGAAGGGCAGCAAAGAAGUCACUUCUCUCCAGGAAAAAACAUCAGGGACAGACUGAUAUUCUGCAAAAGGUACAGGGAUUGGACUACUGAGGACUGGGGUAAAGUCAUUUUCUCUGAUGAAUCCCCUUUCCGAUUGUUUGGGGCUUCCGGAAAACACCUUGUCCGGAAAAGACAAGGUGAGCGCUUCCAUCAGUCUUGUGUCAUGCCAACAGUAAAGCAUCCUGAGACCAUUCAUGUGUGGGGUUACUUCUCAGCCAAGGGAGUGGGCUCACUCACAAUUUUGCCUAAGAACACAGCCAUGAAUAAAGAAUGGUACCAACACAUCCUCUGAGAGCAACUUCUCCCAACCAUCCAAGAACAGUUUAGUGUCGACCAAUGCCUUUUCUAGCAUGAUGGAGCACCUUGCCAUAAGGCAAAAGUGAUAACUAAGUGGCUCGGGGAACAAAACAUCGACAUUUUGGGUCCAUGGCCAGGAAACUCCCCAGACCUUAAUCCCAUUGAGAACUUGUGGUCGAUCCUCAAGAGGCGGGUAGACAAACAAAACCCCACAAAUUCUGACAAACUCCAAGCAUUGAUUAUGCAAGAAUGGUCUGCCAUCAGUCAGGAUGUGGCCCAGAAGUUAAUUGACAGCAUGCCAGAGCGGAUUGCAGUGGUCUUGAAAAAGAAGGGUCAACACUGCAAAUAUUGACUCUUUGCAUAAACUUCAUGUAAUUGUCAAUAAAAGCCUUUGACACUCAUGGAAUGCUUGUAAUUAUACUUCAGUAUACCAUAGUAACAUCUGACAAAAAUAUCUCAUAACACUGAAGGAACGAACUUUGUGAAGACCAAUACUUGUGUCAUUCUGAAAACUUUUGACCACGACUGUACAGUUCGUUAAGCGCCACUUUAUUAUUUUUAUUGUCUUGAGGUGGAAUGUAUACAACAGUCACGAUAACAGCUGAAAACUCCCUCGGGAGGUAGAUGGGUCGGCAUUUGACCAUAAGGUAUUCCAAGACUGUUGAACAGUGGGUCGACACUUCCACUGCGCUGGAAUUAGCAAACCAGUUGGAGUUUUUAUACAAAAUUUAUUUCACCUUUAUUUAACCAGGUAAGCCAGUUGAGAACAAGUUCUCAUUUACAACUGAGACCUGGCCAAGAUAAAGCAAAGCAGUGCGAUUAAAAACAACAACACACAGUUACAUGUGGGGUAAAACAAAACAUAAAGUCAAAAAAUACAACAGAAAAUAUAUAUACAGUGUGUGCAAAUGUAGCAAGUUAUGGAGGUAAGACAAUAAAUAGGCUAUAGUGCAAAAUAAUUACAAUUAGUAUUAACACUGGAAUGAUAGAUGUGCAAGAGAUUAUGUGCAAAUAGAGAUACUGGGGUGCAAAUGAGCAAAAUAAAUAACAAUAUAGGGAUGAGGUAGUUGGGUGGGCUAAUUUCAGAUGGGCUGUGUACAGGUGCAGUGAUCGGUAAGGUGCUCUGACAACUGAUGCUUAAAGUUAGUGAGGGAGAUAAGAGUCUCCAGCUUCAGAGAUUUUUGCAAUUCAAUCCAGUCAUUGGCAGCAGAGAACUGGAGGGAAUGGCGGCCAAAGGAGGUGUUGGCUUUGGGGAUGACCAGUGAGAUAUACCUGCUGGAGCGCAUACUACGGUUGGGUGUUGCUAUGGUGACCAAUGAGCUAAGAAGGCAGGGAUUUGCCUAGCAGUGAUUUAUAGAUGGCCUGGAGCCAGUGGGUUUGGCGACUAACAUGUAGUGAGGACCAGCCAACAAGAGCGUACAGGUCAUAGUGGUGGGUAGUGUAUGGGGCUUUGGAGACAAAAUGGAUGGCACUGUGAUAGACUACAUCCAAUUUGCUGAGUAGAGUGUUGGAGGCUAUUUUGUAAAUGACAUCGCCGAAGUCAAGGAUCGGUAGGAUAGUCAGUUUUACGAGGGCAUGUUUGGCAGCAUGAGUGAAGGAGGCUUUGUUGCGAAAUAGGAAGCCGAUUCUAGAUUUAACUUUGGAUUGGAGAUUCUUAAUGUGAGUCUGGAAGGAGAGUUUACAGUCUAACCAGACACCUAGGUAUUUGUAGUUGUCCACAUACUCUAGGUCAGACCCGUCGAGAGUAGUGAUUCUAGUCGGGUGGGCGGGUGCCAGCAGCGUUCGAUUGAAGAGCAUGCAUUUAGUUUUACUAGUGUUUAAGAGCAGUUGGAGGCUACUGAAGCAGUGUUGUGUGGAUAUAUUAUGGCCAUAUUGAUGAAGAGGCAAACCCCUCCCCCCCUUUAUUUCCCCUACUCCACUGUCCUGUCUGCCCGGUGAAUGGAGAAUCCAUCGAGUUGGAUAGCCGUGGGGGGUAUCUUGUCUGAGAGCCAUGUUUCUGAAAAGCAAAGAAUAUUGCAAUUCCGAGAGUCCUAUUGAUAGCAAAUCCGCGAUCGGAGGUCAUCCAUCUUAUUAUCAAGUGACUGUACAUUCGGCAGUAGAAUGGAGGGAAGAGGUGGCCGGUUUUCCCUUCGCCUUAUUCUCACCAAGAUCCCCCUCUCUUGCCUCUGUAACGCCAGCAUUUCCUCUUCGGUAGCCCAAAACUUGGGUUGGAAUUACAGAGAGAGCCCAGGUCAGAUGAGUCGAAGUUGAAGCCGGAUUUGGGAUAAGUAACUUCCGAUCUGAUGUUCCAGAGUUCUUGUCGGUUGUAAGAAAUAAUAGCGUAUACAUUACAUGAAAGUAGACAAAAAUUAAACUGCAAAAUAAUCCCAUGGAUGGAUGGAAGAUCAAUACAUUGAUUGACAGUUGGGUUGAGUGCUUUGUCUUUGUCUUUGUCUUUGUCUAUGUAACAGACAUCCUCCCCGACAAGCAGACCUGUUUCUUAUAUUUUUUUUGUCGUUUUUUGUUGAUUUAAUUCGUGGAUUCUGCUAUUUCAGCCACACCCGUUGCUGAUAGGUGUAUAAAAUCGAGCACACAGCCAUGCAAUCUCCAUAGACAAACAGGGGAAGGGCCUUUCCUGUUUCAGCAUGACAAGGCACCCGUGCACAAAUCGAGGUCCAUACAGAAAUGGUUUGUUGAGAUCGGUGUGGAACAACUUGACUGGCCUGCACAGAGCCCUGACCUCAAACCCAUUGAACACCCUUGGCAUGAAUUGGAACAUGACUGCGAGCCAGGCCUAAUCGCCCAACAUCAGUGGCGGACCUCACUAAUGCUCUUGUGGCUGAAUGGAAGCAAGUCCCCGCAGCAAUGUUCCAACAUCUAGUGGAAAGCCUUCAAAGAAGAGUGGAGGAUGUUAUAGCAGCAAAGGGGGGACCAAAUCCAUAUUAAUGACUUUGGAGUGAGAUGUUCGACGAGCAGGUGUCCACAUACUUUUAGUCAUGUAGUGUAUGAGAAAUCACUAUACAUUUCCUUUUCAAUUAUGUUUUUUUUUUUUUUAUGUUGCACCUCAACUCACGUUGGUUGAGCACCCUCCACUUCUUUCCAAGUUACUAUAGCAAAAAUAAACCCUGGGACUGAUUGCAGUUAAUUACCAGUAGUGUAGUGUAUAUCACUGUGUAGUGCUAAAUAAUCUUCAUAAAUAGUUUUCUGAAUACAUUUAUUCACUGUUGUAUCUGUCUUUACACUGAUUCAGACAACAGCUGCCACUGCUAAAGCUACACCAGUGAAGCAACCAAAACCAAGAUUAACAGCCAAGACGAAAGCCGCUCCUGCUACCCCAGCUAAACCAGUGGUUGCUGCUACUCCAAGCAAGGCACCAGCUAGUAAGGAUUCCAGUGAUUCCAAGCAAACUGCAUGUGGCCCUUAUGUGUGUUCUGCAUUGAUGGUGGUGUGCAUUACAGUAUGAUUGUCUCUUUCCCUUGUAUGUAGCUGCCCCAGCCACACCGAAAGGAAAGAAGGUGACCGCAAAAGACAAGAAAACAACAGCAAUGAAGAAAGCACAGGUACAGAUAACGCUCUUUAAGUUGACUUUUCUCAUCUGUACAUGCUAAUGUUGAACCACAUACUGUUAGCUAGAUAACUCCCCCUAACUUAAUUAUUCUUAACAUCCCUGGUUUCAGGCCUCAUCUCCAUCAGCCAAGAGGAAGAGAUGUGAAGAGAAACCAGGGGACAUGCCCAUUAAGGGCAAGAAGAAGAAGCCUUCCCCUCCACAGGCUGAGACUGUCAUGGUCGCCCUGCCUCAGACCCCCCUGUUCCUCCUCAUACUGGGGGAGACGACUCUGGCUCAGACUCUGACACCGAUCUGGAUGUGGAGAAGUGGAAGAAACUGGCACUGGAACUGUCAGGUGAAAGAGGGGGAGAGGAGAGGAGGGAAAGAGGGGAAAGAGUGAGAGGGAGAGAGGGGAGGAGGGGAGGGAGAGAGGGGAAAGAGAGUGAGAGAGGGGAGGAGGGGAGGGAUAGGGGAGGGAGGGGAGGGAGAGGGGAGGAGGGGAGGGAGAGGAGAGGAGGGAAAGAGGGGAAAGAGUGAGAGAGGAAAGGGAGAGAGGGUAGGAGGGGAGGGAGAGAGGGGAAAGAGAGUGAGGAGAGAGGAGGAGGGGAGGGGAGGGAGAGGGGAGGAGGGGAGGGAGAGGAGAGGAGGGAAGAGGGGAAUGAGUGAGAGAGGAGAGUGAGAGAGGGGAGGGAGAGGAGAGGAGGGAAAUAGGGGAAUUAGUGAGAGAGGAGAGUGAGAGAGGGGAGGAAGGGUGGGAGAGGAAGGAAAGAGGGGAAUGAGUGAGAGAGGAGAGUGAGAGAGGAUAGGAGGGGAGGGAGAGAGGGGAAAGAGAGUGAAAGAGGGGAGGGAGAGAGGGAAGGAGGGGAGGGAAAGAGGGGGGUAGGAGGGGAGGGGAGGGAGAGAGAGGGGAAGGAGGGGAGGGAGAGCUGGGAGGAAGGAGGGGAGAGAGAGAGGGGAUGGAGAGAGGGAGAGACAAGAAGAGAGCAGGAGGAAGAUGAGAGGAUGGAGAAGGUUGUGAGUCAGAGAGUGGGUGAAGGAUUUAAAAUCAUAACAGCCAGAAGACAGACAGCAUCAGCCUUUAAUAACUUCAUUAUAGAAAACUAUGCGUCAAUAUAAACAGAACAGCAUUAUGUAUUUUACAUAAAGUACAGGAGGUGUUGACAGUUCAUCAGCAUGAUGUAUUUUAUAUUAAGUACAGGCGGUGUUGACAGUUCAUCUGCGUGAUGUAUUUUAUAUAAAGUACAGGAGGUAUUGACAGUUCAUCUGCAUGAUGUAUUUUACAUAAAGUACAGGAGGUUUGACAGUUCAUCUGCGUGAUGUUUUUUACAUAAAGUACCGGAGGUGAAUGACAGUUCAUCUGCAUGAUGUAUUUUACAUAAAGUACAGGAGGUGUUGACAGUUCAUCUGCAUGAUGUAUUUAAUAUUAAGUACAGGCGGUGUUGACAGUUCAUCUGCAUGAUGUAUUUUAUAUAAAGUACAGGCGGUGUUGACAGUUCAUCUGCAUGAUAUAUUUUACAUAAAGUACAGGAGGUUUGACAGUUCAUCUGCAUUAUGUAUUUUAUAUAAAGUACAGGAGGUUUGACAGUUCAUCUGCAUGAUGUAUUUUACAUAAAGUAUAGGAGGUCUUCAUAGUAGGUCUCUGUUAGCCAUGUUGUUUAUUUACUGUCUACCUACCUCUGUCCACAGACACUGAUAUCGCCAAAAUGAAUGCCAUCACUGCGCUGAAUGCUCCAUCUGCUCCCACCUCACCUGCCUCUGCAGCAGAGAAAACAAGAGCACCGAGGAAGCCCAGGGCUAAAGCUGCAUCGAAGACACCAAAACCCAAGGCUGACCCUGAAGUGAAAAAGGCUGGUCCUGCUAAAAAGUUCAAAGCUACAGCUGAAAAGAAAGACACGGCUGAGGGGAAUGGGAAGACCAAGACACCAGCAAAAGCCAGUAAAGCCAAAUCUAGUCAAGCGAAGAAGGCAGCACCCCCCACCCCAUCCCCUGAAGGCCAAGCAGAGGAGAUCAACAAUAAUACAGCUGACCUAAGAACUGUAGCAGACAAACAGCCAGCCUCCAUGCCCUCUACCAAAACACCUAAUGGAAAACAGACAGCCAAGAAAGGAAAGAGGAAAAAUGGGAACAUUAGUGAGGCUAAAGCAGAUGAGAAUCCACCAGAACCAAGAAGAAGAAAAAUAAAAAGGAGAUUGUAGAAGAGAAGACGGAACCAGAGAAGAAGAAAAAGGAGAAUGGGGCAGAUAAAGAGAAGGAAACAAAGAAGAAACAGGAGAAGAUGAGCAGGGACGAGACUGAGAAGAAAUCGACAAAAGAAAAGAAGAAGACUAAAGGAAAUGGCGUUAAAACUGACCCACUACCUCCAUCCACCACAGGAACGCCUAAUCCUCCAACAGAGAAGAAGAAAAGUGAGUGACUCUUUCUCUAAAAACCUUGUUUCAGACAGUGAAAUAACUUUAUACUGAAGAUUGUCUGUCUAAUGUGUGUUAAAAACUCUACAGAGAAGAACAAGCUGAAACUCUCAGUGGAGACUGCAGUGCCUGAGACUCCGGUCACCCCCGCCCAAGACUCCAUCACUGUACAGUCACCCACAGAGACCCCUCCUAAA
Coregonus sp. 'balchen' is the source of this 18774-nucleotide messenger RNA. The record is from the annotation of a GenBank genome assembly. Lineage: Eukaryota; Metazoa; Chordata; Actinopteri; Salmoniformes; Salmonidae.